Messenger RNA from Hyposmocoma kahamanoa, 4364 nucleotides. RefSeq names its product low-density lipoprotein receptor-related protein 6 (gene arr). The coding region runs from base 109 to 4326 and encodes 1405 amino acids. Lineage: Eukaryota; Metazoa; Arthropoda; Insecta; Lepidoptera; Cosmopterigidae. Gene Ontology annotation, molecular function: protein binding. The record is from RefSeq and is a predicted model, not a curated record. The transcript is spliced from 22 exons.
AGCACUCGUAAUGAUACACACUCCCGUGCCUUAGUUUCGCUGUGACAGUGUAUUGUGAUAAAAUAAACACAUGAAGAAUUCGAGAUUUGAUCUUCACUUGUUUUCAUUAUGACGAAGCGUCGAAGAAUCUUUCACGCGGACAAAAUAAUACAAAAUGUUGUUCAUGUGUUCUGUUUGUUGAUGUUUUUACAGUUAAAAGAUUAUUACACAGAGGCAAGCAACCCAUUAUUACUAUAUUCAACAUCAGCCGACAUACGAAUUAUAGAAGUAUCAGAAUUACAGCCAAAGCUUACGAGAAACGACACUAUUGUCAAGGGCCUAGAGCAAGGGUCAGCAGUGGAUUUCCUCCAUAGAAAAAACUUAAUAUGCUGGUCGGAUCAAACUGCAGAGUUAAUACAAUGUAUGAGCUACAACAAAACACAUUCAGGAGAAAAGAUUCGAAUAGUAUCAGAAGGGCUAAUAACUCCUACUGGAAUUGCCAUCGAUUGGUAUACAGAGAAGAUAUACUGGACAGAUGGAGAGACAAACAGAAUAGAAGUAAUUAGCAUUGAACAGAAACAUAGGAAGGUGUUAUUCUGGUCUGAAGUGGAUUUGGCCCGAGCUAUUGCCAUAGUUCCUAAAGUAGGACUGAUGUUUUGGACAGACUGGGGAGAGAUACCCAAAAUAGAAAGAGCCGGUAUGAAUGGUGAUCCUAAAACUCGAAAAAUAAUUGUUAAAGAUAACAUAUUUUGGCCUAAUGGCAUUACAAUAGAUUAUAAUAACAAUAUGAUCUAUUGGGUAGACGCAAAACUGCAGUUUGUAGAUGUUAUUGACUUCAAUGGUAAUAAGAGAAAUAGAGUUGUGGAGGGAAAAAUAGAGUACCCAUAUGCUCUCGCCUUCUUUAGUGAGAAGCUUUAUUGGACUGAUUGGAAGACCUGGAGCAUCUACUCCUGGGAUAUAACGUCAAAUGGUCCAAUAAACGAACUUAUGAAAUCCUCACCAGUACCAGUAGAUAUCAAAGUGUAUGACCAAAGCAGGCAACUCAUGCCUGAAGGAGAUUACCCAUGUAAAGUGAAUAACGGUGGCUGUUCACAUUUGUGCCUUUUGUCGCCCAAUGCACCUGGUUACACAUGCGCAUGCCCAACAGGCGUGAAAUUACGAGAGAACAGUAAUACAACCUGCUACACAAGUCCUCAGUCAUUACUUCUAGUCGCUCAACGUUCUACGAUAUCAAAAAUAUCCCUAGAUUCGCUUGACUUUACACCUUACACACUGCCAUUAAAGGACUUGAAGAGAGCCCAGACUGUUGAUUUUGAUCCUAAGCAUGAAUAUUUUUAUUGGGCUGAUAGUCUGGCAAAAACCAUAUCCCGCGCUCGCUUAGACGGUAGUGAGCAAUCCGUUGUAAUACACAGCAACGGAAUGCCGGAUAGUAUCGCAGUAGAUCCAUUGGCGAGAAACAUUUACUGGACCGAUCCCGUCACGGACACUAUUAGCGUGGCGAAGCUCGAUGGUAGCUCUAGAAAGGUUCUAAUUUAUGACGAUCUAUAUCAACCACGAGCCAUAGUACUUCAUCCGACCGCUGGAUUAAUGUUCUGGUCAGACUGGAAUGAGAAGAAACCAAAGAUCGAGCGAGCUUAUCUCGACGGAAGCGGUCGUACUUUACUUGUAUCCGAAACUCUAACUUGGCCUAACGGAAUGGCGUUAGAUGUUAUCACCAAUAAGCUAUAUUGGGGUGAUGCUAAAACACAUAAAAUUGAGUUAUGCAACAUAGACGGAUCUGGGAGGAAGGAACUUCAUACGAAUGAUAUUCUUCACAUAUUUGGUCUCACUCUACUCGGCACACAUUUGUACUGGACUGACAUGCAGCGACGCACUCUGGACCGCAUUAAUAAGGACAGUGGAGAAGAAAGAGAGCCGGUAGUGGAACAAAUGGCGAAUAUGAUGGGGGUAAAAGCGAUCCGAUUGGGUGAGCAACUAGGUUGGAACCAGUGCGUGAAUGAUAAUGGAGGUUGCAGCCAUCUGUGCUUCAAUAGACCUAAGGAUUACGUGUGCAGUUGUCCUCUGGAACUGGAACUGAGUAAGGACAGAAAGACCUGUGUAGAGCUAGAAGCGUUUCUCUUAUACAGCCGUAAAACAGAAAUUGGCCGAAUAAGUCUUACAUACGAAAACAACGACGCCAUCUUACCCUUCGCGGAGCUAAAAGUAGUUAGUGCCUUAGCGGUUCACGUAUCCGGGUCCAAGUUAUACUGGUCUGACAGCAAAGCGAAAACAAUCAACCGGUGUUCGUUAAACGGUUCUAAUAUGGAGACUGUAGUCGAAGGAAUGGGAACUGUUGAAGGUUUAGCAAUAGACUGGUCUAGCCAUAACAUCUAUUGGACCGACGGAAUGACACAACGUGUCGAAGUGGCAAGACUUGAUGGCUCCAGCCGCAGAACACUCAUUUGGCAAGGUCUCAAGAAACCUAAGAGCAUUGUUUUGGAUCCUAAGAAAGGUUACAUGUACUGGUCCGAACUGGGCUCUAGAAGCAUUAAACGAGCCGCCAUGGACGGAUCAUCACCCACUAUAUUCAUGGAGCAAGUCGGCCGAGUGCACUCAUUAGCCUUAGAUUACGAUAAGCGCGCUCUCUAUUGGGCAGCGGUAGAUCCUGCUGUUAUAGAAUUCGUAUAUCUGAACGGUUCUGGAAGAAAGUUACUGGUUGAAAAUCUAACUAUACCAUAUGCCUUAACCUUGUAUAAUGAUAAGGUGAUUUGGGGUGAUUGGACUGGCAACAUAGAAGAAGCAAAGAAAACAGAUGGUUCAAAUCGCAAGGUAAUACAUACAAAACUGGAUUACUUAUCCGAUUUAAAAGUGUUCCACCGCACAAAAUCAUCUGGAGGUAACCAAUGUGGCGUUGACAAUGGCGGAUGCUCGCAUCUUUGUUUGCCAUUGCCAUCGGAAACUAGAGCAGACUACCGUUGUGCUUGCCCUGCCCAUUAUAAAUUAAAUAAGGACAACUUGACCUGUUCAGAACCCGAAGAAUUUCUAUUGUUUGCGCAAAGGAACUCCAUUGGUCGAAUAUAUGUUGCGAACGGAGAAUGUAAUGAUGCGUACAUACCUCUAACUGGAUUGAAGAGCGUCAAAGCAAUCGAAUACGAUCCUGUUAAAAAGCAUUUAUACUGGAUGGAAGACGACUCCCAUGCUAUACGAAGAGUCCCUAUCUCAUACUCUUCAACUUCGACGGUUACCGACGCUUGGCCUGUAGUAACGGACUUAGCAAGACCUUUCCACAUGGUAUUGGAUGUUCUUGGGAGAGCUUUGUACUGGACUUGCAUAGAUACCGACUCAAUCAACGCUACUUCUAUUGAUGGCAAUUCGACGGGUGUCAUUUUGCGAGGACCUAACAUGAUGCCUAGGCAUUUAGCUUUCCAUCAGAUUAAACGCAUUCUGAUAUGGAACGACGUAGGCCUUGGCGCCAUAAUGCGUGCGAGCGUAGAUGGCACAUCUCUAAAGGAAUUGGCUCGUGCGACCAACGCGACUGCCCUGACUAUAGACCAAGCCACAGGCACUGUUUACUGGGCCGUUAACCGGCAGAUACACGCUGUUGAUCUCGACUCUCAUAAUGAGCGCGUAAUCUGGAAAGGCGGCUGGGCAGGCGUGCUGGCUGUGUACAUGGGCCAGGUGUACCUGUCGGGCGGCGAACGAGCGCUCAUGCGGCUGGCGCCCAGGCCAAAUGCACCCGCCACGGCCGUGCCACACGUGCCGAAACCCAGCGCCGCAGUUGCUGUGCACAAGGUCCCGCGAGAGCACCCGUGCUGGGGCGGGCGGCGGUGCGGCGGCUUGCCGGGCGCGUGCGCGGCCGACGGCGAGUGCGGCUGCGCGCUGUCGUGCGCGCCGGAGCCCGCCGAGACCGCGUGUCCGCCCGACCGCUUCCUCUGCCGCCUGGCGCGCGACGCGGCGCCGGACGCGCUCACCGCGCCGCUGCACACGCACUGCAUCCCUCUCGACUGGAAGUGCGACGGCCAGCCGGACUGCCCGGACGGGUCGGACGAGGACGGGUCGUGCGGCGCGUGCGCCGCCGGCGUGCGCUGCACCGACGGCUCGUGCGCGGAGACGCUCGGCGCCUGCGCGGGCGGCGCGCUCUGCCCGACACACGCGCUGCCCGACGCCUUCCGCUGCGACGACCGCCUAUGCCUAGCGGCUAAGCUCCUCUGCGACGGACAGCCACACUGCGACGACGGCACCGACGAAGCUCCCGCAGCCUGCGGCUUCGCGCAGAAGGUGGACACCGAUGUAUUGGCCGCUCUUUAUUAUUUUAUUUUCAUUUUCACUAUCAUAAUUUGCGCAAUUGAUUUCAUUAUUUUGCUAUGAUUUUGUGUUUCUUAAACAAACAUUUCUUUGGUUAUUUA